AUGUAUUCCACCGUUUGGCUCGCGCUGGACUCUGCCACAAAUUCACGGGUUGCUCUCAAGAUUCUAGUUGCAAAAUACUCCUCUGAUCUCGAAGAAGCGGCCAAACUUGAAGCCAUACAGGACUGCAAUCCACAUCACCCCGGACAUGCAAGGGUUGGCCAAUUGCUAGAUCAUUUCGAGCACCAGGGACCACACGGUACUCACACCUGUCUUGUUCUCGAACUUUUGGGUCCCAGUCUUCAUCUACUUCAACAUGCCACUGCUGCUCACUCUCCGUUUUUCCCCAUGGAGGUGGUCAAGCAGAUUUCACGAGAUGAUAUGCUUAUCGCUAUCGAUUACAUGCACACAUCUUGUCGACUUAUUCACACAGAUCUUGAAACGCUCAAGGCGCAAGAGGUUAGCCCGACACUUUUAGAAAGGGUUCGGCGGUCGUCUGGCAACCCGAUGUUCAAAGUCACUGACGUUGGGCACGCAAAUUGGAUUGACAAUCAUUUUACGUACCUCGUUCAACCACGAGCCCUCCGUGCUCCAGAAGUCAUUUUGGGCAUGGAUUGGGAUGAGAAGAUCGAAGUCUGGAGUAUUGGCUGUCUCAUAUUCGAGCUAACAAUGAGCAAGCCUUUAUUUAAUCCACGGUGGAAGCUGGAAGAGCGAAAAAUAACUGCGCCGGAAAGCUACAUCCUCCAAAUCAUCGAGAUGUUUGGAGAAAUACCCAAAGAUAUGCAGGAAAGCCGGAAGUUUGCUAAAUUGUACUUCGAUGAUGCAGGUAAACAGAAUGUUAACAAUUAA
This is a messenger RNA of Laccaria bicolor S238N-H82, 786 nucleotides long. RefSeq lists its product as uncharacterized. Gene Ontology annotation, molecular function: ATP binding; protein kinase activity. Bases 1 to 786 code for a protein of 261 amino acids. The record is from RefSeq and is a predicted model, not a curated record. The transcript is spliced from 5 exons. Gene Ontology annotation, biological process: spliceosomal complex assembly; protein phosphorylation; regulation of mRNA processing. NCBI's taxonomy places the organism in Eukaryota, Fungi, Basidiomycota, Agaricomycetes, Agaricales, Hydnangiaceae.